GUGAAAUAUUCCAACAUAGUAUGUUGAAACAAGAGGAGGAGGAGCACCACUGACGGCGGCACAUUCCAUACUCACCACGCAUUCUAUUCAAAGCCACACACAUUAACCCAAGAUAGAAGAUCAUAAAAAAAGCAAAUAUAACACUGUAAUAUACCCCCCCCCCCCAAAAAAAACAGUAAACAAGGAACACGGAAUUCCGUUUUCUCGUUAAUUUCCCCCCAAACACACACACCAGAGAAAUAUCAGGGUUGUCUGAGAUCCGAUCGUUCUGCCAGGAUGUCUUGUUCCUUGUCAUCGGGCUCUGAGGAAGAAGACGAGGGAGUUGACUCUUACCGGAAAGGAGGGUACCAUGCCGUGCGGAUCGGUGAUCCUUUCGCUUCCGGUCGUUACAUCGCCCAGAGGAAACUUGGGUGGGGUCAGUUCUCCACUGUUUGGCUCACUUACGAUACUCAGGCCUCUAAAUAUGUUGCUUUAAAGAUUCAGAAGAGCGCACAACAGUUUGCACAAGCUGCCGUUCAUGAGAUUGAAGUCCUUUGUGCAAUUGCUGAUGGAGAUCCUUCAAACUCCAAGUGGGUGGUGCGCCUCAUUGACCAUUUUAAGCACUCUGGCCCGAACGGGCACCAUCUAUGCAUGGUCCUUGAAUUCCUUGGUGAUAGCUUACUUCAAUUAAUCAAGUUUAGCCGUUACAAAGGACUUGAGUUGAAUAAAGUUAGGGAGAUCUGCAAAUGUGUUCUAUUAGCUCUGGAUUACUUGCAUAGGAAGCUUGGUAUAAUCCACACUGACCUAAAACCUGAAAAUAUUCUUCUCUGUUCCACCAUUGAUCCAGCCAAGGAUCCAAUUAGAUCUGGUCUUACUCCAAUCCUUGAAAGACCUGAGGGGGGCACCCUAAAUGGCGGGUCUACCAUGAACCUCAUUGAGAAAAAGUUGAAACGGAGGGCAAAACGGGCAGUUGCAAAUAUAUCCGGUAGAAGAGAUUCAAUGGGAGGAGAAGCUCGAAAACCUGAAAGAUGUCUUGAUGGGAUUGAUAUGAGGUGCAAGGUUGUGGACUUCGGAAACGCAUGUUGGGCUGACAAACGUUUUGCAGAAGAAAUUCAAACAAGGCAGUAUAGAGCUCCUGAGGUCAUACUUCAAUCUGGGUAUUCCUUUUCCGUUGAUAUGUGGUCAUUUGCUUGCAUCGCCUUUGAGCUUGCUACUGGUGACAUGAUGUUUGCUCCUAAAACUGGAGAAGGUUUUAGUGAAGAUGAGGAUCACCUAGCUCUCAUGAUGGAACUUCUUGGAAAGAUGCCACGGAAGAUUGCUGUUGGAGGAGCUCGAUCAAAAGAUUUUUUUGACAGGCAUGGUGAUCUGAAGAGGAUUCGAAGACUGAAGUUCUUGCCACUCGAUCGAUUGUUGAUGACUAAAUACAAAUUCGCCGAGACUGAUGCUCGUGAAUUUCUGGGGUUUCUUUCCCCUUGUCUUGAUUUUUCACCAGAGAAAAGACCAACUGCCCAGCAGUGUCUGCAACACCCAUGGCUGAAUCUUAAGAGCUCAGAUGGGCAAUCUAAGGUGGACGCUGGAAUGAGGAAACUUAAGAUUUAAGGUGGGCAAAGAGAAGGGAUUGAAGAUCCCUCCCUCCACCUGUACGACUAUUGAUUGUGUUGUUUUAAUUGUUUUAUUUUUUGGGUUGUGACAUUUACAAUAAGCUUCUUCCUUUUCCUUCUUUUUUUGGUUAACAAAAGUAACAACUAUCAUGAGGAAAUGACACGAGUGUUUAACUG
Hibiscus syriacus is the source of this 1757-nucleotide messenger RNA. Its product is annotated as SRSF protein kinase 2-like. The coding region runs from base 277 to 1578 and encodes 433 amino acids. Gene Ontology annotation, biological process: protein phosphorylation; regulation of mRNA processing; spliceosomal complex assembly. NCBI's taxonomy places the organism in Eukaryota, Viridiplantae, Streptophyta, Magnoliopsida, Malvales, Malvaceae. Gene Ontology annotation, molecular function: protein kinase activity; ATP binding. The record is from RefSeq and is a predicted model, not a curated record. The transcript has 4 exons.